Thamnophis elegans (Western terrestrial garter snake) is the source of this 4686-nucleotide messenger RNA. It is a transcript of the gene SLC10A7, whose product is annotated as solute carrier family 10 member 7. The transcript is spliced from 13 exons. Bases 993 to 2030 code for a protein of 345 amino acids. Gene Ontology annotation, cellular component: plasma membrane. The record is from RefSeq and is a predicted model, not a curated record. NCBI's taxonomy places the organism in Eukaryota, Metazoa, Chordata, Lepidosauria, Squamata, Natricidae.
ACCUAUUAUCUCAUACAUGUUUGACAAACUAAAUAAAUAAAAUAAAUAAAAAAGUCGUAUAGGUAGAGUCUUAUAACUCUAUUGCACCCACGAUUCACAACCCUAUACAGGAAGGUAACUCCCGGCCGCUUUUUAACCACCGAUCGCUCAGGUGCGCGCGCUCAUACGACCCCUAGCCCCCUCGUCCUUCUCCCCUUCGCCCUCCCGAAGUGCGAGUCCCGCGACACGUGUCUCACGCCAGGCAUUGAAAGCACAGCCCCGCCCUCCAGCCCCGUUCUCACGCUAAACGCCGCUGCGUCACAGAGCGGACGUAAAGCUUCGAAGAGGCGCGCAAGCCCUUUCCAUCAGCCCCGGACGUUUCCCAUUGCUUUUUCUCCCGACGCUGGGUUCGGCUUCAGAAGGGCUUCCCGGCAUUCUCCCUGUUCUCCGAUUGCCAGCCGCCGAGGAAAGGCAGCGCGUGCGGGAUCCCUUCCCUCCCACAGGCGCUUCCUUCCAACUUAGGGGACGUACCCGGGGUGGCCUCCUCCGACCUUUAGCCUGCUUCGGAGGCGCUCUUAGGCACCCAGUUCUGGCGGUUGCGCUCCUUCCUUCGGAUUAGCCCUUGGUCGCUGCUUGGGUCGUCCCCGCCGCCCCCACGAGCCUCCCCCAUGGGUGCAGAGAGUCCUAGUCGCGGCGCCCCUGCCUGGCGGGCGGGCUGGCUGUUGCUGCCCUCCUACCGCCUCCUUGCCCGCCAGAGCUGAGAGCGCGCGAGUCUAUUAGCGGUCGCGUGGUAGCGAUGGCGGCUUUCAGGGAGCCUGUUCCUGUCACUGGAUACUUCCCAGCGGCGGCGGGAGCGGCGUUUAACUGGUUUGGCCGCGGCCGGCGGCACGUUGCGGAGCCGCUCUGCGGGAGGGCCCGAGGGUGGUCCUGACCGGCUCUCCUCCCCCGCCCUCUCCCUCGCUCCCCUCAGGCGCCCGACUCUCUCGGCCAGCCCCGCCGCCGCCGCCGCUGCCAUGGGCAUCCUGGACAGGCUGAGGAAGGACUGGUUCAUGCUGGGGAUCGUCCUGGCCAUCACCGUCGCCAAGCUGGAGCCGGCCUUUGGAGUGAAGGGGGGACCACUGAAACCAGAAAUCACUAUCACAUAUGUAGCUGUCUCUACUAUAUUCUUCAAUAGUGGACUAUCUCUGAAAACAGAGGAGCUGACAAGUGCUUUGAUGCAUGUAAAAUUGCAUCUUUUUGUACAGAUCUUCACACUUGUAUUCUUCCCAACAGUUAUAUGGCUAUUUCUUCAGCUUCUAUCUAUUACAUCUAUAAAUGAAUGGCUUUUAAAAGGUUUGCAGACAGUAGGCUGUAUGCCUCCGCCUGUAUCUUCAGCAGUGAUUUUAACUAAAGCUGUUGGGGGGAAUGAGGCAGCUGCUAUAUUUAACUCUGCCUUUGGAAGUUUCUUGGGCAUUGUUAUAACUCCUUUGCUCCUACUGCUUUUUCUUGGAUCCUCUUCUUCUGUGCCUUUUUCAUCUAUAUUCUCACAGUUGUUCAUGACUGUUGUAGUUCCACUCAUAAUUGGACAGAUUGUCCGAAGAUACAUCAAGGAAUGGCUUGAGAGAAAGAAGCCUCCAUUUGGUGCUAUCAGCAGUUGUGUACUCUUGAUGAUCAUCUAUACAACAUUCUGUGAUACUUUCGCUAAUCCAAAUAUUGAUCUUGAUAAAUUUAGCCUGAUCGUAAUAGUUUUUAUAAUAUUUUCAGUUCAGCUGGGAUUUAUGAUGUUAACUUUCUUCUUUUCUACCAGAAAGAGUUCUGGCUUUACACCAGCAGACACAGUGGCUAUUAUUUUCUGUUCCACACACAAAUCUCUAACCUUAGGUAUACCAAUGCUGAAGAUAGUAUUUGAAGGCUACAAGCAUCUGUCCUUAAUUUCAGUCCCAUUACUUAUAUAUCACCCCGCCCAGAUCCUCCUUGGCAGCAUUUUGGUACCAACAAUAAAAUCUUGGAUGAUUUCUAGACAAAAGGCAAUGAAAUUAACAAGGCAGCCCAAAGUACCAGUGAAAGUAUAAUGGAACAGCCCUCGUGAAUGUAUAUAUGUCCUAUUUUGUACAUACACAGAGACAAUGCAAAAGAUGAUCCUAUAUGAAUGUUGCCUCAGCACUUACUUUAUUUUUAUACCUACAAAUAUAUUUAAAAUACCUACUGAAGUGCCUUAAAAUACUUUUGACAAAAGCAUUGAUUCCAAAAUCAGAUGACUGGUUAUUAUAAGAGGUUGCACUCAGAAUUUCCAUUCAUUCACUUUUAUUUCUCUUCCUGAGCAAAUCAUCCUAGCAGUGAAACUUCAAAGCUUCCAUGAUCACAUCUUAGUCUCAAUCCACCAAAUGGUUCCUCUUCUGUAAGCUUUAUUGCAGUGAAUGAAGACCAAACUGGACCUCUCAGUUGUCCUAAUUAUUUGUGAACUUUGUAUAUGUUUUCCUGGGCACUGUUUUCUUCUAGAUCCUUGAAGAUGAUUUCUGAAGAUUUAAGUGAGAAAAAAAACUUGAUUUUUGGUGAUUCUGUCACGUCCUUAUUUUGACAUGCCUUUUUUCUUCCAAAUUUGUGUAUAUUCAGCAAGGGGCCAGCCAUUGGAGAGAAACUGAGAAGCACAAACUUUGCAUUUGUUGAGACCAUUUUCUCCACCUUCCUUCAAAGUAAAUGGCUUCUCAGGAUAAUUCAGAUUCAUUUUUAUGGUGCUGUGGCAUUUAUAUCUUAAAUGAACUGUGAACUUCUUCAAAGGCAAGGCCAUAAGGAAACACCAGUGAUUUACAAGCACUGCUGGAUGAGUGUUUUUAUUAUCAUUGCUAUAGUUUACUAAAGCCAAUUAUCUUUUUCCCUUGUGCAGGACAUCCCACCCAAUAGUGGCAGAAAAAUACUAAUAUUGCAGCGGUCACUUUAUUGCCACUUACAAGCUUUUCAGUGCUAUAUUGUUCGAUAUCCCAUGAGCAGCAUACAAAAACUAAUGAGGUUGGAAGACUGCCCCCUCAAGCUAAUAUAUAUAUAUAUAUAUAUAUAUAUAUAUAUAUAUAUAUAUAUAUAUAUAUAUAUAUAUAUAUAUAUAUAUAUAUAUAUUCCAUAGAAAUUUAAGCAGCAUUGGAAUGAAUAUAUAUCUAGUUAACCUGACAAUCAGAGUUUAAAGGUGAUUUUUUAAAAACAAAAUCUUAACUUUUUAGCAGGGAUGUUGAUUAAUAUCCACAUUUGGAUAAAAAGAAAGGGAAAAUAAAACAAUAUAUAGUUAAUAAUAUAAUCAACAGGACACUUAAAGAUAUUGGCCUUCAGAUCUCAAAUUUAGAAACAACAUUAUUUCCACAGCGGUGUGGGAGCCAUGUAAAGAGUCUAUAAAAAAUGUAUGGGUUUCUAGUGCUUUCAGAGUCCUGUUUUUCUUGACAUGUGCAGGGAAGCUGCCUUAUCCAAGAGCACAUUUAUGCAUUUUCCUCUGCAUAACAUCCCAUGAAGUAAAACCCUGGUUUUAAACACAGAUACUUUUCUGCAUUAUAGUAGAAAACUGCAAAAGCCUCUUGAAGACUGGCAUAUAUCUUGUAUGUUGUUCUAAUUUCAGAUUUAAACUAUUGGAAACAUGCCUACUCCUUCUAUCCCAACAUGUUGGGAUUAACUAUCCUUUCCCAGUAAUUUUAUCAGAUGCCAAGCUGAAAUGUUUGAUGUUAGAAACAAUUUGUGUCAAAUAGCUUGCUCGCUAGUGUCCAGUUGCCCAUUUUUCUGAAAUAAGCAGUUGUUUCCUGAAUGAUAAAGAUGUAUGAAUCAGCAAACUCUAAGCAUCUAUUUAACAGCUAUUGAAUUUGGUGAAAUUUCAGAAGUCAGCAUAAAAGAUACUGGUGUCCUGCCCCUCAAUCAUUUUUAUGUACAUCAUAAAUCAUAAUUCUAAAGUUGUUGUGACAUAUAUGUCUUUAACCAUAAUCACAAAAUUAGCAAAACCUGCAGAAAUGCACAGCAAAGCAAUCACAAGCAAGAUUCUCCCACUAAGCCAAUCAAGAUGUAAAUCACACAUUCCUUGCAUUUCCUACUGGUGGCUUUAAUAUACAACAAAGACCAAUUUUAAAACUUGAAGAGAGAAAAAAUUAGAAAAAGCACGCACUGCUCAUUUUCCUGUUUGUUUUUUAUAAAUCUUUUUCUAAGUUUAUAAAUAUGUGUUACCAAGUCAACAGCCCUUUUAGCCAUUGACUAAGUAACGCAGGGGUUAAACUUGGCAAGUUGAAGUCCCAGAAUUUUGGGAGUUGAAGUCCACAAGACUUAAAGUUGCCAAGUUUGAAGACCUCUGAAGUAACGGAAAGAAUGGUUUGUUUUAUGAGAGAUUUGCAAAUUUAUUUUGCAUGCAAGUUCCAGGGAAAUGUAAAGAAUUUGCACAAGAAUGCAUGUUACCUUGUUACAGAGAUUCAGUUGAAUUGCCCAUUACAGAUGAAAACAUGGUUCUCAUUUGCUUUGGUUCAUUUCCCACUCUUCCGUCUUCCUCUUAAGUUAGGCAACAUCCUUUGAACAGUUAGUACACUGCUACUAUUCCAACAGAUCUACCUCGAGUUCAAGAUUUUGAUGAACAUGUAUCAUGGCAGUUUCAUAUAUAUUUUACCAAAUUCCAUGGAGAGACGUUUGGGGAUAAUGUUGUUUAUGGUUGGAGAAAACUAAAUGGCAUAUAUUCUUUUAUUUACUUAAUUGUUGAGUAGAUUGUUUUAGAAU